AUGUACUUGAUGAAGUGUUCAAAAGAUCCAAAGCACGGGUACACACUGCAAAAGUUAUGUCCCAAGUGCCAAGAGCCGACUGUAUCGGCGCAUCCGGCACGGUUCAGUCCAGAUGACAAGUUCUCGAAGCAGCGGGUCACGCUGAAGAAGCGCUUUGGGCUGUUGCCGACUCAGCAGCCUCCCGAGGUGUUCUGA
Molecule: messenger RNA, 195 nt
Organism: Cyanidioschyzon merolae strain 10D
Lineage: Eukaryota; Rhodophyta; Bangiophyceae; Cyanidiales; Cyanidiaceae
Product: box H/ACA snoRNP component Nop10p
Exons: 1
Coding region: 1-195 (64 amino acids)
Biological process (GO): ribosome biogenesis; pseudouridine synthesis
Molecular function (GO): snoRNA binding
Source: RefSeq, a predicted model, not a curated record